Molecule: messenger RNA, 921 nt
Organism: Penicillium diatomitis
Lineage: Eukaryota; Fungi; Ascomycota; Eurotiomycetes; Eurotiales; Aspergillaceae
Exons: 4
Coding region: 1-921 (306 amino acids)
Source: RefSeq, a predicted model, not a curated record
AUGGCCAAAAAACAGCAACAACCGCAAGCAGCUGUCUCUUUUGAUGCGAUUAUUCAGAAUGAUCGCCGCAAGAAACAGAACGAGCAGCUCGCAAGCCAAAUCCUGGGCAAGAACAGAAUCGAUAAAGGCCGACGAGCGAGCGCCCCUGGUCCAGGACAAAUCAGCGAGACAUCAAACACAAAGCCCGGAAGUCUCGCCAGUCGAAUCGGAGCGCCAAAGGUGAAAAUAACACAAAUCAUGGAUCGGAAGCGAUCCGCCUCAGUCUCUGCUCGUCCCAAACAAACGAACAACAAAAUCACCAAAUCAAAAUCCGCCCCUGCGCCAGCACAGUCGAUGCGCAAGAAUGCGAACUCUUCCAACCAGCGCCGAGUGAAUGUAGAGCGUCUUCAAGCGGCUAUCGAGUCUAGCAAUCACCAAGCAGCCCUCCGUUCAGCCCCCGCAGGAAUAUCGAUCAAGGGUUCAUCCGGGCCAUUUAUGGUGGUCGGCAGCAACUUCGCCCCCGGGACUACAGCGGCGGACAUUCAAUCGGCAAUUGAACCUGUUGCAGGCCCAAUGUUGACUUGCAGAGUCAUCUCACACCACCCUGGCGUCACUGCGGAGUUUGCGUUCGCAGAGAGAUGGUGUGCUGAGAAUGCUGUGGCGAAUUUCCACAACCAAAGAGCCGAUGGGAGAAUUUUGACGCUCAAGUUACAGCCCGCCGGGACCCCGAUUAGCACUCCUGGCACCUCUUUCAAUGCUCUCCGCGAGCAAGCAGACCGCGAGCGUCGCUCGCGCCGGGCGGAACCCCAAGUACAAGACGGAAGAUAUGGAUUUGAUGAGGCGGGCGACGCGCUGAACACCGACACCGGACUCUACAGUGACCAAAUGAUGGUGGAUCCUCCGUCUCAGAAGAAUCACAAUUGGCGAAAGAAUCGACGGUGA